AUGUUCUCCUUCGCCAGAAAGCCGCUCUGGCGGUUACCGCCCGACAAGGGGCCUUCAAUUCCUCAGCGGGAACUUGUCGACGAGGAGGUUUGUCCUAACUACAGUUCGGCGGCUUUCUACCCAGCAAAGUCGGGAGAAGUACUGGCCAAGAAAUUUAAACUACUUGUCAAAAUCGGAUGGGGAUCACAAUCAAUCGUAUGGCUCGCCCAAGACAUUUCAAGACUGAAAUGGCAAACUGAACAAACAGUGGCUUUGAAAAUAAUUAACAGCAACAAUUCCGACGAUGCUCGGCAUGAAAAGGAGAUUGAGAGCCAUAUCUCGCAGCAAGAUCCAGAGCAUCGUGGUCGCGUGAUUCUACGGACAUGCAUGGAUGACUUUGAGAGGCGUUUUGUUGAUCGCAAGCUUCCGCUGCCCAUUGCGAAGGCCUAUAUCUACUUCCUCCUUGUUGGUCUUGAUUAUCUUCACUCAGAGUGCAAAGUUGUCCACACGGAUCUAAAGCUGGGGAAUGUCCUCAUGAGCUUUGAAAAUGAAAACAUUCUUGCCAACUUUAUCAAACGACAACAACCGAUGCAAUACAAAGUUGAUGGCGAGAGUGGUCGGACUAUCUACCGCUGCCAUAAUGACUUCGGUGCUCUUGAUGGGAGAGAAAUCGAGAAUCUGAUUCCUAAAAUAGCCGAUUUCGGGCUCGCAAUGAGACUCGACAAGCCGUCUACUUGA
Molecule: messenger RNA, 717 nt
Organism: Aspergillus lentulus
Lineage: Eukaryota; Fungi; Ascomycota; Eurotiomycetes; Eurotiales; Aspergillaceae
Source: RefSeq, a predicted model, not a curated record